AUGCGCGCGCUGUGGACGUUAUCAGCAUUGGCUCUCUCAGCCGAAGCUAUCAAAUCAACUGGAUGUCCUCUCUUGGGACCGGCAUUCCCAGCCCCUACCGCUCUGUCUGAAAAUCCUAUCUUUCUCAGCAAAGCCCAAGAAUUGACCUCAAACCUCAAUGAAGCCAUUGACAAUGGAACUCUACCUUCGAUAUCGUUCGCAGUGCAGGUCUUCAGCAGCGAAGAGGACGAUUUGGCAUUCGGUUUCUACCACACAGAUGAUCCAGUUAAAGUUGGAUCUGUGGGGGUUCAAGAGGUAGAUGAGGAUACCAUAUUCCGCAUUGGCAGCAUAUCAAAGCUGUGGACUAUGUUUCUCCUCAUGACAUUUGAAGGAACGCGGUACUUCCACGAGCCCGUUUCGAAAUACGUGCCUGAGCUGCGAACAAAUUACAGCUCGGCACAAAGAAAGGAUAAAAUUAAUUAUUUGCAAUGGAGCGAUGUGACAAUCGGCGAACUGGCUAGCCAUCAAGCAGGCCUUGCAAGAGAUUAUGCAUUUGGAGACUUUGGAUUUCAGUCAGACCUUGUCCAAAGUAUGGGUUUCCCUUCACUUCAAAAAAACGAGAAGUUGACUUGUGGGAGUGAGCAUGCAUGCAACAGGAAAGACCCCUUGACUCCGACCUCACAGACCCCGAUAUACUCGAAUUCAGGAUAUCAAAUUCUGGGCUACGUACUGGAAUCAAUCGCGAAAGCCGACUAUGAGGACAUAUUGAUAGAUCGUCUUAUCAAGCCACUCAACUUGACUCGAUCCUGCCUUCGAGGCCCAGACCCCAGCUUGGCGGUGAUUCCCCACAAUGAGAGUCUUAGUUGGUUUGAUUAUGACCUUGGCGAUGAAGCUCCCGCUGGAAGCAUCUUCUCUUCUGCAAAGGACAUGGCUACAUUCGGCCGUGCUGUUCUUUCCAGUACUCUUGUCGACCCUGCCGUGACGAGGCGGUGGCUGAAGCCGAUAGCGCACACAUCAUCCCUGCAACAUUCCGUGGGCGCCCCCUGGGAGAUUUAUUCAUUUUUGACACCUCGUCGGGUCGACCUGUAUACCAAGGCCGGGGAUAUCGGACUAUACUCCAGUUCUAUUGCUCUUUCACCAGAUCACAAUGCCGGUUUCACAGUUUUAGUUGCCGGUAAUAACUCCCACGCGAUGACAUCGGCAAUCGGGGAGAUGGUAGCCGAUGUUAUGCUUCCCGCGCUUGAUGAAGUCGCAAGAAACCAAGCCCUUGAACGCUUUGGAGGUACAUAUGCCUUGGUGAGCGGCUCCUCCAAUUUCUCAAUCACCAUCACGGCCGAUGAUGGGGCUGGCUUGGUAGUCUCAGAAUGGACCAGCGACUCGGUCGACAUGAUCAAAAGUUUGAUGGGGUUGCAAGGAGUGACAGAUCGCUCUAAGAUAAGCAUUCGUCUACAGCCCAGCGGUCUUGAAACCCCAGGGAGGAUCUCCUUCUUGGCUGUUAUCUAUAGUCUUGAUGUCUCGGAAGAAGCCGGGCCCCUUGUCGGAUCUUGUCUUUCGUGGAUAUUACUCGGUUCCAUGGUGUAUGGAAACGUGGGUCUCCCAGAGUUUGAGUUCGCACUGGAUCAUGAUGGGGAUGCGACAAGCUUAUCCCCUCGGGCGUUGCGUGUGACUCUUCCUAGAGUUUAA
Molecule: messenger RNA, 1662 nt
Organism: Penicillium expansum
Lineage: Eukaryota; Fungi; Ascomycota; Eurotiomycetes; Eurotiales; Aspergillaceae
Product: serine hydrolase domain-containing protein
Exons: 4
Coding region: 1-1662 (553 amino acids)
Source: RefSeq, a predicted model, not a curated record